Messenger RNA from Cimex lectularius (bed bug), 808 nucleotides. RefSeq names its product NADH dehydrogenase [ubiquinone] 1 alpha subcomplex assembly factor 3. The record is from RefSeq and is a predicted model, not a curated record. The transcript is spliced from 4 exons. Bases 145 to 654 code for a protein of 169 amino acids. Lineage: Eukaryota; Metazoa; Arthropoda; Insecta; Hemiptera; Cimicidae. Gene Ontology annotation, cellular component: mitochondrial inner membrane. Gene Ontology annotation, biological process: mitochondrial respiratory chain complex I assembly.
CAUUCAGUAAACCACGUUUGUCCAUUUUAUUCCCCAAUUUAUCAAUUAUAAAAACUUUUAUCAAUGCUGACCGUUCGUGUUGUCAGUGUUGAUUUUUAAUUGAAAUCGGCAAUUGCUAUCAUGUAAAUAGUAACUCGAUCAAACAUGCUUUCCAGAUUUCUCAGAUCAUCGCUCGUGAGGCGUAUGUCGUUGAGCAGCAGUAAAAGGUCUGCAUACGACUCGGAUGGCCGGACGGUUGUUAGCUCGCUCAACAAUGAAACUGACUCCGGCGUACUGAUUGAUUCUAUAAGUGAAUUGGGCUUUAGAUUGAACAAUGGCAUGUUCGUAGUAGGACCGAUGGCGAUUUUUCCCAAUACCGUUUUCAGCUGGAAUGUCAAAAAUGAUCGUGACAUUAAUGAAUCAUCGCUGACUUUUUUCAGCAGGAUCGAGCCCAAAUUAGAUGUUCUUAUAAUCGGAUUCAGCGGCGACUCCCUGUACUCGAGACAGUUGUGGAAAAACGUCCUGCCGUUUUACCACAAGAGCAACAUCAAUAUGGAAGUCCUCCCGACCGAAAAGGCCAUCCCGACUUUCAACUUUCUAUGCUCGGAGAGACGUGUCGUAGGGGCGGCCCUCAUCCCUCCCCUAAAAGUAAUAUUCACAGAGGAUACUGUCUAGAACUAGAAACUGAUGAUUGUUACGAACUAAAUGUUAAAUGUUUAAAGCUUGUUGAAAAUUAAUUUGUAAAGCAGUCAAGUUUUGACAUCUAUUCUACUUUAUAGUAGAAGCCAUGUAGUUUAUUGUAAUUAUAUCUUUUAUGUAAAAAUUGGAA